AGUCACGCUCUCCUGAAACUGAAACUAUGAUUUUAUUUUACGUAUGAAUUAUGAUGAUAAUAAACAAUUCGUUCCUUUAAUUAGCUUAGCCUCUUCAAUAGCACACGCCACGCCACUUCAUACAAACACAGUACUUUGAGUUUGAGAUAACCGCAACCGCGCCAUGGCCACGGACUUUAGCUCCAUCCCCUUAAUCGAUAUUAGUCCCCUUCUAGCUAAGGCAGAUGAUCCAAAAAUGGCUGAGGACCCUGGUGUACUCGAGGUUGUUAGACAAUUGGAUAAGGCUUGUACGGAGGCAGGGUUCUUCUACGUGACAGGACAUGGUAUUCCUGAUAUUCUCCUCAAAGAGGUUAGAGAUGUAACACGCAGAUUCUUUGAACUUCCAUAUGAAGAAAAGGCAAAGAUCAAAAUGACUCCGGCUGCUGGGUUCAGAGGUUAUGAAAGGAUUGGAGAAAAUAUUACUCUAGGUGUACCUGACAUGCAUGAAGCCAUUGAUUGCUAUAGGGAAGUGACCAAGGGCAUGUAUGGAGAUCUUGGCAAAGUUAUGGAAGGAAGCAACCAGUGGCCACAAAAUCCUCCAACUUUCAAAGCUCUUAUGGAGGAGUAUAUUAGUCUCUGUACAGACCUUGCAAGGAAAAUCAUGCGUGCAAUUGCUUUAGCAUUAGGUGGAUCACCGGAUGAAUUUGAAGGUCAAAGAGCUGGGAAUCCAUUUUGGGUGAUGCGGCUCAUUGGUUACCCAGGUGUAUCAUCUGCAAAUGGAACCAAUGCUCUUAAAAAUGACAUUGGCUGCGGAGCUCACACUGAUUAUGGUUUAUUGACAUUGCUUAACCAAGAUGACGAUAUAAACGCACUUCAGGUGAGAAACCUGUCUGGCGAAUGGAUAUCAGCACCUCCGGUUCCUGGGUCAUUUGUGUGCAACAUUGGUGACAUGUUAAAGAUAUACUCCAAUGGUUUGUAUGAGUCAACUUUGCAUCGGGUGAUAAACAAGAACUCAAAAUAUAGAGUCAGCGUAGUAUAUUUUUACGAGACGAACUUCGACACUGCAGUAGAGCCAUUGGACACACAUAAAACGAGGGCAAAUGGCAACAAGAAGUUCGAAAGACCAGUUUAUGGAGAGCAUUUAAUUAGCAAGGUCCUCACAAAUUUUAUUUGAGUAACUUUGUUUUUCUUGUUAUGGUUUGUAAAUAAGUCAGCCUAUCGUCUAGCAGGCUCCUUGCUUGCUUGUCUAAAGCUGAUAAUAGUUUAAGUACAAAUCAACUAUUUGUUAUAUAUCAACGUCUUCCUUCUUUUCAAAAUUUA
Cajanus cajan (pigeon pea) is the source of this 1299-nucleotide messenger RNA. Its product is annotated as 2-oxoglutarate (2OG) and Fe(II)-dependent oxygenase superfamily protein. NCBI's taxonomy places the organism in Eukaryota, Viridiplantae, Streptophyta, Magnoliopsida, Fabales, Fabaceae. The record is from RefSeq and is a predicted model, not a curated record.